GGGAUGAAUGGAGGGGGAACAUACCUGCCAGAUGAUGCGAGUUCUCCAGUCGUGGUUGAGGGGAGCCCCGAUAUCAGUCCCUCAUUUCUCUUGCUCUGUUCAUCUCUCAAGUUCAGUGUUAUCAGUGUUUCUAUCAGAAAGUGUCAGUGAAAAAUAUUUGGAUAAACGUGGGUUUUCUCGGCAAGGGCUUGAUUCAACUUCAGUGACCAAUUGGAAUGAUGAGGAUCUUUGAUUGGCAUUGGCAUAGGGAAGUGGAUGGGACUAGAUGGGACUGAGGCAUUCGUCACUCAGUCGUCCCAGGAUCAAUCUGACAUGGGUGGUGCGCAGUGAUCUACCCUCUCACUCUUCCACAUCAUCCUCCUCCUCCUCAUCGUCGUCCUCUAACGCCAACACAACCACUCAACCGAGGUCUGAUGUCAAUGCAAACAAACAAAGUUACCCGGAAAGACAAUCGUCAGUGGCUCAGAAACGCAGUCCUUGCAGCCAGACGACAGGCGGUCUAUCGGGCGGUCAGGUGACCGCCGGCGGUCCACGUCGCUCCAAACAGAAACACAGACACGUGCGUCGUUCACGCACGCACACGCCACGCCCACACGCGCAGCCGCGCGCCCGCUUCGGAUACGAUAUCACCGAUGUGGACGCGUUUCUCACAAAGGCAUCUCUGGACAGUCCCGGCAACAUUCCAGUAGUGCUGUCGUCGCCAUGCCUGCUCUACCAGACGCGGAUUGGCGGAUUCCAGGACGAGAUAGCUCUGCCGCUCGGGAUGGUCGUCAAUGCCGUCUUCAAAAACCAAACCUGGCUCUAUGUACAAACUCCACAUGGAGAAGAAGGCUAUGUCCAAUAUGGCGCGUGCUUGCCCCUGGGCAUCCUGCCCCCAAAGACACCAGCCCCCUGCUGGGAAACUCACACUGAUAUUUUCCCGCAGCCACUCGGAAAUCGAACUGAUAAUGAGAAACUGCGCAAUGGCACUAGGUCAGAAUGUGGCGGAGUUAGGACGAAGAGACAUCGCGCUGACCUUCGCGACACAGUGUCCGCAUGCGGCGAGAGAAGUGUCGACAAGUUGUACCUGCGAGCCACUGGUAGCACACGCCUCAUCAACCACAGCAUACGGCGACAGACUCUGCUAGUCAUCACAUCUGAUUAUAUAGGUCAAGGCCGGAGUACCCUGACAGUGAAGGAAGGGGAUGUUGUGGUUCUUAUCAAUGACGACAUGAAAGACUGGUUCUGGGUUCAGACUCGAUCCGGCCAGAAAGGAUUCAUUCCAGCUGUCAUUGCUGGCAACGGAUUUCUAUGAAUCUCAAAGAAUACCCAAUAUAUUUUCAUACAAGACUUCCUUCCCAUCAUAAUAUUAUAUAUUCAUUGUUAAUAAUGCAUGAUUGUCCUAGAGAUAAAUGUGUAAUUAUAUAACUGAUGUAGUUUAUGUACCUCUUCAUUAAACUUUUAGUUUCAUUCAUGA
This is a messenger RNA of Nilaparvata lugens (brown planthopper), 1456 nucleotides long. RefSeq names its product SH3 domain-containing protein Dlish. Gene Ontology annotation, molecular function: protein binding. The transcript has 7 exons. The record is from RefSeq and is a predicted model, not a curated record. Lineage: Eukaryota; Metazoa; Arthropoda; Insecta; Hemiptera; Delphacidae. The coding region runs from base 266 to 1294 and encodes 342 amino acids.